AUGUCCGCCCUUGGACUCGAUAUUCCUGCUCGAGUUCAUCCUGAGAUUGUCCCUGACUCGGGCAAGAAAAAGAAAAAGAAGAAAGCUGCGAGGAAAAUGUCUUCUGAUGAAGACGAUAUUGAAGUUGAGGAAAACGAAGAAAAUACAGAUAACGACGGUAAUGAUGGGAAUGAAGAGCAUGUGGAGAAUGAGGAAAAUGAAGGGAAUAAAUCCGGCGAAGGUAGCUUGAGCAGUGAUGAUGACUCGAGUGACAGCUCAAGCGAUGACUCGAAUUCAUCGUCAGAUGAGGAAAUUGCCUCGGUCGUCCCUCCUGCCCAAGCUGCUCCAAGUGUUUUGAAGAGGAAAAUUAGUCCUAGCGGUUCCCUUCAGAUUGUUGUCGACAGUGAUGAUGAGAUUGACAAAGACAACACUCUAGUUGACAUUUGUGCCAUAAACGUCACUCCCCUUCGAGCUGACGCCAGCCUUGCCACGCCUGCUAAUGCUAUCGCCCCUUUGGAUGUGCUUGCAUCGGUUGCAACGGUGGUUGAGAAAAAUGUCGAAGCUGAUCUGGUUUGA
Messenger RNA from Oryza sativa Japonica Group (Japanese rice), 555 nucleotides. NCBI's taxonomy places the organism in Eukaryota, Viridiplantae, Streptophyta, Magnoliopsida, Poales, Poaceae. The record is from RefSeq and is a predicted model, not a curated record.